Messenger RNA from Drosophila simulans, 504 nucleotides. RefSeq lists its product as uncharacterized. The record is from RefSeq and is a predicted model, not a curated record. The coding region runs from base 59 to 397 and encodes 112 amino acids. Lineage: Eukaryota; Metazoa; Arthropoda; Insecta; Diptera; Drosophilidae. The transcript has a single exon.
CGCCACUUUCAGCUGCUGCCAACAAACGAUCCAAGAACGUCCAACUAACCUAUUCAACAUGCGUCUUCUGCUCAUCCUCUCCGUUGUCCUGGCCGUGAUCCUCGGCUGCCACGCCUACAGCGCCACCUGGGGGCGCAGGGUCAACAACGACUUCCUCCUCUCCCGCACCAGGGAAGUCCGCAAUCCGAUCAAGAACAACUACUGGAACUUAAACGUGAACUACCCCAAUGGAUUCUACAACAUCUCCGCCGUGAUCGUCUAUGACAACUUCAAGAACAGCUCCGGAGCAUCUCCCAGUCUUUAUUCCGGCGGUCCGGGCUACCGUUUUGCAACCGUGAAUCUUCGUGGUCAGGUGAACCGCGGAAUCGAUUCCACCGUCGAGAUCUGGGGUCGUUAAGUGAUCUUGGGAGCAUGUUGUAAAGGAAUUGAAGUCGAAUUGAAAUGUCAAAAAAUUGGGGAAAAAAACUAUGGAAUCAAACAAUAAAGAAAGAAAGUGUAAAUUCA